AUGUUUGUGCCGCAUACGCGCCCCGUCUUCGCACAGGCUUCCUCUUCCUCCUCCAUCAUCCCGCCAACGGCCCAGGGUGUCGACCGCCCCUUCUUCAAGGACGGCUCCCUCGACAUCAGGGGCCCCGACGACGUCAACCCGGAGCUGAUCAAGUACAGUGGCACAGGGCACGUCCUGCCGCCACGGGACGUCCUCCUCAUCCGCGCGGGCUUCAUGCCGCCCUACAAGGGACGGAGCGUCGCGGGACAAGCCCGACUCGAUGUAGGACCGACCCGAGAACUUGCAGCGCGGGCAUCGAGCAGGGAGCAACCACUUCGCGGUGGUCGCGUCGGACAUGCAGAGCUCGAGCAUUGGCCGGCCCCCAAAGGCGUCCCGCACCUGCACCAGACGCUCCUCGGCCGGGGAAUGCCCAUCGGAGAGUUCUUCGACCUCGAGGCGCUCUCGACGCACUGUGCCGAGACCAGCCGCUACUCGUUCUGCUUUUCGUCGUGGCCGCUCAACUUCGCCCUCGGAGGCAUCGGGAGGUCCCCAAACGCCGCUGCGUACUUUGGAGAGGGAGAGAGUGGUAGAACGUCGAACAAUGGGGUGCUUUGA
Molecule: messenger RNA, 594 nt
Organism: Epithele typhae
Lineage: Eukaryota; Fungi; Basidiomycota; Agaricomycetes; Polyporales; Epitheliaceae
Exons: 7
Coding region: 1-594 (197 amino acids)
Molecular function (GO): arylformamidase activity
Source: RefSeq, a predicted model, not a curated record